GACAUCAUGGGGAGAGGAGGACACAGGAGCCCUCCUAGGAAGGAAUGGGUUAAAUCCUUUCCACUGCAGUACAAAAGAAAAGAGUGUGCGGAAAGAUUAGGAUUUUUGCUUUUACAAUGGGAGCUGCUGAAGCCUGGGGAAGAAGCAGAAGAAAAAAAGGGGGCGUCUCCCCUUUAAAGACUUGAGAGGAGUGAGAGCAAGAGACAGUAAAAGACACAGAGAGUGAGAGAGAGAGAGAGAGAGAGAGAGAGAGAGAGAGAGAGAGAGAGAGAGAGAGAGAGAGAGAGAGAGGGAGGGAGAGGGUGUGAGAGAAAGAGGUUGAGAGAAAGAGUGUGUGUGUGUGUGUGUGAGAGAGAGAGAGAGAGAGAGAGAGAAGAGAAGAGAAGAGAUUGAGAGAGAGACAGAGUAGAGAGUCAGUUUUGUCUUUGGAGAGGAAGGACCUCUGUUUUAGAGUGACCUGCCCCUGCCCUGGAAGAGGCAUCCACUGGCUCCAUACCAAAGAGGGAGACAGGACCAAGUCACCCUUAUUGAAACUAAGUGAACGAUCGCCCCUCCCUUCCCCACCUCUCUCUGGCCUGGGCAUGUCUCGGCGAAAGCAACGGAAACCCCAACAGUUAAUCUCGGACUGCGACGGUUCCACCACUUCUGAGAACGGUGACACUGGCGACGAGGACCAGCCUCAAGUCUGCGCCAAGUGUUGUGCCCAGUUCACUGACCCAACUGAGUUCCUCACCCACCAGAACACGUGUUGUACCGACCCCCCAGUGAUGGUGAUCCUCGGGAGCCAAGAGAAUUCCAGCUCAAACUCCUCCUCCUCUUCUGAAGCUAGAGCAGAAGGCCAGGACAGCCCCCAGAUUAUGGAUACAGAGCAUGGCAAUCCCCCCGACCCUGGGCCCUCUGUACCCACAUAUGCCAGCUGGGGACCAGAUAGGGCUCGAGAAGACUCCUCAGACCACUUUCUCAUCACCACAGCAGGAGCCACUUCAGCUAGUGGAGGUGGGGGGCUGAUUUUGGCUAGCCCCAAGCUGGGAGCAACCCCUUUGGCUUCAGAGUCCACCCCAGCACCCCCUCCACCACCACCUCCUCCCCCUCCUCCUGGAGCAGGUAGUGGUCACUUAAACAUCCCCUUGAUACUUGAGGAACUCCGUGUCCUACAGCAGCGACAGAUCCAUCAAAUGCAAAUGACAGAGCAGAUUUGCCGGCAAGUACUCCUUCUGGGCUCCUUGGGUCAGUCUGUAGGUACUACUGCCAGCCCCUCAGAACUACCUGGCACAGGUGCAGCCACUUCUUCCAAGACGCUGCUGCCUCUUUUCAGUCCCAUCAAGCCUGGCCAGGCAAGCAAGACACUUACACCAGCUUCUUCAUCUUCCUCCUCUUCUAGCUCUGGGGCAGAAGUACCCAAGCCCACCUUCUUCCACCUCUAUCACCCACUAGGGGCACAGCACCCCUUUUCUAGUGGUAGUGUAGGGCGAAGCCACAAACCCACCCCUACCCCAACCCCUUCCCCAGCUUUGCCAGGCACCACAGACCAACUGAUCUCCUCUCCCCACCUGGCAUUCCCUGGCACCACAGGACUGCUGGCAGCACAGUGCCUGGGGGCAGCUCGGGGCUUGGAAGCAGCAUCUUCCCCAGGUCUUCUAAAACCGAAGAAUGGUAGUGGUGAGCUGGGCUACGGAGAAGUGAUGGGCCCCUUAGAGAAGCCUGGUGGGCGCCACAAGUGCCGAUUUUGUGCCAAAGUAUUUGGCAGUGACAGUGCUCUACAGAUCCACCUACGCUCUCACACCGGUGAGAGACCUUACAAGUGCAACGUCUGUGGCAACCGCUUCACCACUAGAGGUAACCUAAAAGUACAUUUCCACCGCCACCGAGAGAAGUACCCCCAUGUGCAGAUGAACCCUCACCCAGUACCAGAACACUUGGACUAUGUCAUCACUGGCAGCGGCCUCCCUUAUGGCAUGUCUGUGCCCCCAGAGAAGGCCGAGGAGGAAACCACUUCAGGGGGAGCUGAACGUAAGCCAUUGUCAGCUUCGGCCACAGCACUCACCGCCACCGAGAGCCUGACCCUGCUCUCCACCACCGCAGGUACAGCCACUGCUCCAGGUCUCCCGACCUUCAACAAAUUCGUGCUCAUGAAGGCAGUGGAACCAAAGAACAAAGCAGAUGAAAACACCCCACCCGGAAGUGAGGGCUCAGCUGUCUCUGGAGGAACAGAAACUGGCACCACAACUAGGAUGCAACUGAGUAAACUGGUAACAUCUCUGCCCAGUUGGGCACUGCUGACCAACCACUUCAAGACUAGCGGUGGCUUCCCUUUCCCAUAUGUGCUGGAGCCCUUGGGGGCUUCCCCUUCAGAGACGUCCAAGUUGCAGCAACUGGUGGAAAAGAUUGAUCGUCAGGGAGCUGCUGGGGCUGUUUCUACUGCCUCGGGGGCCUCUACCACCUCUGCCCCUGCAGUUUCCUCUUCAGCCUCCUCAGGCCCUAACCAGUGCGUCAUCUGCCUUCGGGUAUUAAGCUGUCCCCGGGCCCUUCGGCUCCAUUAUGGACAGCAUGGCGGAGAAAGGCCCUUCAAGUGCAAAGUAUGUGGCAGGGCCUUCUCUACUCGGGGCAAUCUUCGUGCCCACUUUGUGGGUCAUAAGGCUAGUCCAGCUGCCCGGGCCCAAAACUCUUGCCCCAUCUGCCAGAAGAAAUUCACCAAUGCCGUCACUCUGCAGCAGCAUGUCCGUAUGCAUCUGGGGGGGCAGAUCCCCAAUGGGGGCACCAUCCUGCCUGAAGGUGGGGUAGCUAUGAAGGAAAGUGGAGCUGAGCAGUCUGCACCACUAGCAGCAGGAGUCUUCCCUCAGCAGCAGCAGCAGCAACAGCAACAGCCACAGCAGCAGGCAUCCCCAGAGGAGGAACUGUCUGAGGAAGAAGAAGAGGAGGAGGAGGAAGAUGAGGAAGAUAUAACAGAUGAGGAUUCCCUGGCAGGGAGGGGCUCAGAGAGUGGUGGUGAGAAGGCCAUUUCCAUGAGGGGGGAUUCCGAAGAGGCGUCUGGCCCAGAAGAUGAGACAGUGGCCACAAUAGCAGCAUCUGGAAAGGAAAUGGACAGUGGCGAGAAGUCAGCCCAGCAGCCUUCCCUGCCGCUUCCUGGUAACCUGGAGGAACCUCAGUCCAUGGAGCAUGGAAAAAAUGAGCUUAUAGGAGGCAUUGAGGGGGGUGGACAGCCUGAGGGGAAUAGCAGCCCAACUUCAGUGCUCUCUCCAGAGGGGGAAGUAGUCAGUGCUAUCAUAGCAGAGGGGCCAGGCAUACAGGAAGCCAGAAGGAAGGAGCAUGGGGAGAGCAUGAGCAGCAGCAGCAACAGUAAGCGGUCCUGUGGGGUGUGUGGCCAGUCCUGUCCCAGCCAGGCAGCCCUGGAGGAACAUCAUAAGGCCCACAGCAAGGAGGGGUCACUCUUCACCUGCAGCAUCUGCAAGCAGGGCUUCCCUGAGCGGGCCACCCUCAAGAAGCACGUGCUGCUGACACACCACCAGGUACAGCCCUUUGCCCCCCAUGGUCCUCAGAGUGUACCCUCACUCUCCCUUACCCCGGGCCAUUCAGCCUCAAUCUCUGCACCAGGAUUCUGCCCUUUUGCUAGAAAAGAUGAUCCCACAAUCCAAUGAGGCCCUUUAGCUGUACCUACUGCUUCCUGAACCAAGGAGCAGAGAUUGGGGGUUCCAUAGAAGGACCCUUAUGAUUUUACCUGCCCCUCUAUAUUAUUGUCAUAGCAAUUGGGGCUCCCUAAUAUAAUCAUAUCCCCCCAAAAUCCUCUCCAGCCCCCACCCACCCAUGCAUUGAGAUCCUGGUGUUCACAGGGGAGAAGCCCCUGAGGAAUUUUUCAUUGACCCUUCUACCCUUACUUGUGAGGAACAUAUUCUUCUAGAAGGCCUUCAUAUCCCCAGGGGGAAACCUCUCUAGCUCCUUCAGGGGUGAGCCUUCCCUCUCCUUUCUUCCUCUCCCUUUCCCUCCUGGCAGGUGCACCUGAGCACCCACAUUUGGAAUUUCAGCCUAGCCCAAAGGGGCUGGCAUCUGUCCCUGGAAGGCCCCAUGCCCCUCCUCUCUGGUGGCCAGGUCAAGCUACAGGACUUCCUGUCCUGGGACAUCCCUGCCCAGUUGGUGGGGGUGGGCCCUCUAUCUUUCUGGAACCAAUACACCACUUUCCUGUCAAGUAGCCUGUCCUCUAAGCCCCCAGGUUCCAGCUCCACCUCUGCCACCACUGGUGCCCUGGCAACACCUACCCUGUUUGGUCCAGGAACUGUAGCUGGGAAAUCAUCUCCAGCAAUAGGAUCCAGUGAGGCCAAGGAGAAGGCCACCCCCCCUCAUAUGCCAGCCUCCUGCAUCCAAGACUGUACCGGAGAGUCCAGGCAGAGAAGAGAAGUAGCAAACUGCAGUGUCCCUCACCCUAUUCCAGAAGGUGCCAGGAAUUGGGAUUUUGCAUUGGUUCAUGACAUAACCCUUUGGGGUGAGAAGAAAUGCAGGAUAUGCCAUCCCAUGGGCCCUGAGAGUCACAUGUAGGCAGAGGAGACUGGUUGAUGGGUAUGGCAGGACACAUCAGCCUUCUCUUGACCCCAUCUUGGUGGCCUUGAGGAGGCACUGGAGAAUGGCACCUCUCUCAUCUUGACGGUUUUCCAACGUAGGAUUUGGAGUAUACAAGUCUAACUGCUGAAAGGAGGAGUUUAGUUGAGAAUUGAGGGUGGUUCAUGGAUUGCAGACAGGAACAUGAGGAGGACAAGAAAAGUAUACGGCCUGAUAUGAAAGCUUGCCAUUCCAGGUCUGAGACAUAUAUCUGGAGGGGUGCCCCAAUUCAGAUUGAAUGGCUCUAGUGAAUGUUCAGCUCUAAUAAUGAGUGCACAAAGGACAAAGUAACAAGUCCCUCCAAACUGGGUUGUUCCAGUUUAUUAGGACCCCCCCCCUUUUCCCUGGAUCCUGCUUUUCCCCUAAUAACCUUUUUCUUUAAGCUCUUCCUUCUCCCCACUCUCCCUGUCCAUGGACCAGGGCUUAUGUCUUCACCACUAUCUGGCUCUUUCAGAGACCACCAGCUACUGGAGGCAUAUGCCCUUCUCCUCCCUCCUGUAACAGACAAAAUGUAGUAUUUACUCUUAACAUAGGAUCAUGUGGAAACAGGAGCUCCAGAGGAGAAGCAGUGACUGGGAGUCCUGUCAUCGAGGGACAUGAAUGGCAGCUUCUCCUCUAAAACUGUAGGCCCCAGAAAUUCCUAACAUAGUGAAAUGUGCAGGGCAGAGGGGGGAGAUAGUAGUGUCUUUCUCGCUAUCAUUAAAGGUGUUUUGACCAAA
Monodelphis domestica (gray short-tailed opossum) is the source of this 5306-nucleotide messenger RNA. The record is from RefSeq and is a predicted model, not a curated record. Lineage: Eukaryota; Metazoa; Chordata; Mammalia; Didelphimorphia; Didelphidae.